GCAGGCUCCUCCGGACGCGUCGGUCUCACACAGAGCGGCAGAGCAGAGAGAGAGAGAGAGAGUCUGUGGAUCGCUCACUACGCACCAGACCGCAGUCGGUAAACGGAGAGACGCACACGCCAGGAGCGACACGCACCGGGAGGACUUGAAGGCACCGCGCGUCGCUGCUCAGCGCAUGACCGGCAGCGGGUGGAGGAUGCUGUCAAGCCGAUCCGUGGUUGUGGAGUGCGGGUAGUGCGCACCGCUCCGCUCCGGGUUCAGGUCGCGUAAAGCGGACGCUCCGGUUCUCCGGUACCUGGAGAGGAGAAGAACCGUGUCCGUGGACUUUUCCAUCACACUGGACUUUUUGGUUUCACGCCUGCUCAGCGGUUGAUGAGAUUUUUUUUGAAGGAGAUCCGUGGCCAGUAUUUAUUCCAAGAAAGAUUUUCCCCCUCAAAAGCGCAGAGGUAGUUUUACUAUCCACGGCUGCGACUGGACUUUUCCCUUGUUUCCACUAUGGGACCUUAUAAAAAAAAGUCGCUCUGGGACAUUUGACUUUGGACUGGAAUAAUGAAUUAGCUGUCAGAAAUUUUCAUAUUCCCACUUCUAUCGCUCCAGUUCUCCAGCGCUCUCCUUUUUUAGUUUGAUAGUGCCAUGUUCGCUCCGGAGAAAUACGCACAGAAAAACUUUGGAAUAUUAUAAGUCACUCGUGCAGCAAGUUAAGUAAAAUUGUUUUAUAUUUGUCUGUUUAAGCAAAGAGAAAAAGAGAAGCAGUCAAGUGCACGAUUAAACACGAGGACAGAGACACACUUUACGUGCGUAUUUGGACACAGUCUGUCCCCUCUCUCCGACGCGUACUUGGAGAAGUUGGAAAAACAAAAACAAUUGAUCCACAACAAUGAUAACUUAUCUGGUGAGUUUCAAAUUUUAAAGCGGGCAAAGCAGUUUAUUCACCAGUGUUAUACAAACAUUUGAAUAGUUUCUUGUAUAUGUUUUUUUUCGUUUUUCUUUUUGGGGACAGACGGAAAAACUGGCCAACUGGCCGUCAUGUGGGAUUGAUUGCAAGGGAGUAUGUUUGGGCUGGAGCAGUUCACUUCUCAGAUUAAUAGCAGAAACCCUGGCCAGUCAGAGAGAAACAUAAACCAACAGAGACUGAACAUGGGAUCCCACUAUAAAAGCCCAGGUUUUCACGCUGGAGGCCCACCGGGAGCAGUAGAACCCGGCAUGGGCCCUCUGAGCGAGCCGCAAAUGCUGGGGCUCAAUAUGAACAUGAACGGAGAGCAGUACGGCGGCUUCCACCCGCGGGGCCACUCGGACAUGCAUGCAGGCGGCGGACUUCAGCCGCAGCAGCAGCAGCAGCAGCAACAGCAGCAGCAGCAAGGACCCAUGCAUGGAUUUUUUAACAACCAGCAACCUCAUCAAGGACAUCCUCACGGCCAUCAACCUCACCCCCACCAACAUCACCCACAUUUCAGUGGGAAUUUUGGAGGCCCAGAGCCAGGGUCAUCAUGCCUGCACGGUGGCAGGUUAAUGGGCUUCAACAACAAUGGCAUGGGACCACAGCAGGGCUUUGGAGAAGGAUUUGAUCCUCUCGCUGAGGGACAGGCAGGGGAUGGCUUUCCCCAGCAGCAGCAGCAGCAGCAGCAGCAGCAACGGCCUGGUAAUAUGCCUGACUUUCAACAUCACGGGCCUCCCAGUGGCAGCCAUGCUGUCCCUGCUCCCUGUCUACCCCUCGAUCAGUCCCCUAACAGAGCAGCCUCCUUCCACGGUCUCCCCUCCUCUUCAUCCUCCUCCUCUGAGUCUCAUGGCCUGGAGUCUCGGCGGAUGCCAAACCAGGGAGCUGUGGAGGGAUUAGAGUAUAACUUCCCUAGUGAGCCCCCAUCUGGACAUUUUGAUGUACCUGUAUUUUCCCCAUCAGAAUCAGAAUCUCAGUUACCCCAUUUUGGGCCAGGAAGGCCUGUUCCUGGCGGGAAUUUCCCAGGGAACCCUGGCAUGCCACGGACACCAGGUAUGCAGGGCAUCUCUAAGGGACAUCAGCCACCGCCACAACCCCAGCAGCCUCAGCAUGGAGUGUUUUUUGAGCGCUUUGGAAAUGGCCGGAAGGUGCCUGUGGGAAUGGAGCCGGGGGUCAAUACAAGACAUCCUCUCAUGCAACAGCAACAACAGGCUAGCUUGAUAGCCAGACAGAACUCAUGCCCCCCUGGCCUCCCCCGACCCCCUCAGGCUGAGCCCGGCUCCACUAACCCUAACAUUCUGGAUGGAGGGGUCAUGAUUCCUGGCCAACACAACCAGUUUGAAUAUCCCAUUCACAGACUGGAAAAUAGGGGUCUGCACCCCUAUGGGGACCCCAUGUUUAAUAUGCAACAGCCAGCUCCUCCUCCCUCCCAACAGCCCCCGAAUCAGAGGCUUCAACACUUUGACUCUCCUUAUAUGAACAUGGCGAAAAGGCCAAGAUUUGACUUCCCUAAUGCACAUGGGGGUGAAGGCUGGUGUGGUGGUAUGGAUAACCACCUCUCUCCCUCUGCGUACCCCGGCCUGCCUGGAGAGUUCACCCCACCUGUGAGUGAAGGCUUCCCACCAGGUCCCCUGCAGCAUCCUGGGCCUGAGCAGCAGUCUCUGCAGCAGCGCCAGAAUGCAGCCAUGAUGAUAAAACAGAUGGCCUCUCGCAACCAGCAGCAGAGGAUGAGGCAGCCUAGUCUGCAGCAGCUAGGCCACCACGGUGAAGUGCCUCCUGGCCCGAUGGCUCACGGAGGCCCAGUGGGGGGCAUGCCUCAGCCCAACUUCGACAGAGAGGCUGGUGGCAGGAUGCCCAACAUUGAUGGACAAAAUCCUCAUGUCACUCAGGAGAAUUCCUGGUUUCAAGGGUCCCACCCACCUGGGGAGAUGAUGUCACGGCGUAUGGGUGGAGCAGGAAAUGAAUCAGGGCCGCAUGACAUGGGUCUGCAGCAGAAUGGGGCUGGGAUGAUGUUUAGGCCAGGCAUGGGCAUGCAGGAGCCCAUGAGGAUACCAGGAGAUGGGCAUGUACAGGCUCUCCAUUCCCCGGGCAUUCACUCACAGUUCAGCGGUAACAUGGGUAACCUUUCACAAAUGCAGUCUCCAGGAGCAGGAUCAGGGCAUCCGAAUGCACCGACAGAGAGGCGGCCUGCUGACUUCCCUGCACCUCCAAUGGGAGCACAGCCAACGUUUCCCUAUGGGGGGGCCAACCGUCAGGGGUCAGCCCACAGCGCUCCCCAGGGGGUGAGCACCUCACCAGGGAGCUACCCUCCUCAGUCUGAGUUCCCCCCAGGCCAGCGGUCGUCUGUUAGUAAGCUUGGAGCUCUGUCCCUUGGGAACUUCAGCAAAACCAGUGCUAAAGACAGUGUUUUCGGGCAGAGCUGCCUGGCGGCCCUUUCCACGGCCUGCCAGAACAUGAUCGCUAGCCUAGGGGCCCCCAAUCUUAACGUAACAUUCAACAAGAAGAACCAAAAUGAGGGCAAGCGAAAACUGAGUCAGACAGAGCAGGACAUUAAUAGCAGCACAUCUAAUGGGACUGGCAGUGCUGGUCCUGAAUAUUUUCAGAGCAGCACUUCCCAGAACAGCCAGAUGCCUGGCACCGGGAAUAGCAACUCUAAGCCUGCAAGUCAAAGCCAGACGGUGCAGGGGGAAGCCAGUGCCCUCUCCCCAAAUUACAACAUGGACGCUACCCCGUGCAGUGAGGGGAAGGCAACAACAGGGAGUGGGAGAGGGAGAGGGAGGAGAAAAAGAGACAGUGGACAUGUGAGCCCUGGAAUUUUUUUUUCCUCUGACAAUGGUAACCCUGUUGUAAGUCCAGGCCAGCAGACCCCCUCAGCUGGCGUUGGGGAGAGGGGUGGGGGCACGCCCCAUGAAAAACACCUCCAGUCACCCUCAUGGGGAAAAGGAGGUGACCUAAUGUUGGGGGACCAGGCCGACCUGAUGUCUUCUUUGGACAGUGGCAUUCAAAGUGUGGCCAAGUCUGACAGUAGCUCACCACGAGUGGACUUUCCUGACGAUGUCAGCACCCACUAUGGCAACGAGGAUGAGGUGUCCUCCAGCUCAGAUGCUGGAGGGGCCCCGGUCACCAAGCCUAAUCGCAGCCCUAUGAUCACCGGCUCACCCAAAAUGCAGAGGAGUGACCCCGGGUUGAUAAAUGGACAGAAGGCCCUGAGCAUGGGCAUUAACAAUCAUACUACCUCGACACCAGACAGCUAUGGACUGAAUGCUGGUGGGGGCACAGGGGCCAGUGGGGUGAGCCACCCGGGCACUCCUGGGGUGGAGCAGGUACGCACCCCAUCCAGCACCUCUGGCCAGGAAGAUAUCCAUCCCCUGGAGAUUCUGCAGGCCCAGAUCCAGCUACAGCGACAGCAAUUCAGUAUCUCUGAGGACCAGCCUUUAGCCAUUAAAAAUGGCAAAAAGAAUGGUGACUGUCCCUCGCAGAAUGGAGACAAUGAGCUGGUGAGCUGCAGCCCGGAUGCUGGGAAGGGCUCAAUAGGCACUAUUGACCUUGACACCCUCAUGGCAGAGCAGCACGCCACCUGGUACGUGCCCAGCGACAAGGCCAUGAUGGAUGGGUCAGAGGAUGACAAGGCCAUGGGACCCUGGGAAAAAAACAAGAGCCAAAACAACAGUAAAGAAGAAUCAGAGCUGUCCCAGAGUAAGACUGGAGUUGGUGCCCCGGGCGCCGGCGGAGGUGGCGGCGGAGGUGGAGGUGGCGGUGGUGGGAGCAGCGGAGGGAACCACCUGCAGUGCCUGUCCGUCCACUGCACAGACGAGCUGGGGGACAGUAAGGGCAGAGGGGGCCCCGUCUCGUCCUGGCGCUCUCUCCACUCUGAUAUCUCCAAUCGAUUCGGGACAUUUGUGGCGGCCCUGACUUGAACAGGAAGCAGAAGGCCAAGCAGGAAGCAGUACAGAAGAUUACAACAUAAAAAGAAUGACAGAUUAAAAGACAAUGAGGAAGAGGAUGAUGAUGAUUAUGCUUAUGAUGAUGAUGAUGAUGAGAUGAUGCCUGUUCAGGGAGAGAAAGACAUUUACACUCAUAAAUGCAAACAUGAACAUACAAACACACACAUACACACGACAAACACACACACAAGAACAAACUCACACACACGCAAAAAUACCAUGUUUUUUCUGACACAUGCAGUCACACUUUAGGAAGCUCGCUCACAUACUGCUGGACAAUACAGCUUGGGCUCCACUCAACAAGGCCCAAUUCUGGAAAACCUCAAAUCGAUAUUUUUUUUUGGUUUGUUUUUUCUUUGUUGAAGAAAAAUAAAGAAAUGUCAAAGGGGAAGAAGAAAACCAGAAGAAAAGAUUUUGUCCAGUUGUCGCUGGUUGUGAUUGUAUACCAGUGUUGAGUCUUGUGACGCGACCGUGAUCUCAUGACUUUUACUUUACAUGGUUGCAGCUCUAAUGUAUAAAUCCUCCCAGUCAAUGUAACUCUACUAUUUGACAGAAAUCUGCCCCCCACCCCCACACACACACACACACACACUCUCACAAUCUCUAAUGAGGCCCACUGGUUCAUUAGAAGUGGUCUGACCCCAGAGAAGCAGACGUAGAGGAAGAUGGGAAGAGGGAUGAUUAUGCAUGAAUGUAAUCCAACAAUUUCUUUCCCCCUCUUUUUAAAAGAAAAUGUUAAACUUUAUCAUUUAAGAUUUAUUUUAGUUCUCUGUUCUUAAUAUUGGCCAGAAUAUCUCUUCUCUUCUCUUCUCUUCUCUUCUCGACUCUUCUACUGUCCUCUCCUCUCCUCUCCUCUCCUCUCCUCUCCUCUUCUCCUCUCUCCUCUCUCCUCUUCUCCAUCCUCAUGAGCUCAACCACUCGUAUACAAUCCAUCCAAUGGGAACUGAAGAUGGAGGUCAAGGGAUCGUUUUAAAAGGGAAUUGAAAAAAAAAAACUUUUGGUAUUGCACAUGUAUAAUAAGAGAAAAUUUGCUGUGUGUUAGGCAAUCUUGUAAUCUUUAAAUAAAGCUUCUGUUGAAUUUGAAUUUCUGAAACAAUAGAUGGAGGACUGUGACGGCAAUUUACAAACUGAUUUUGGUUUUUUUUGUUUUCUUUUUUUAAUAAUAUGUAAAGUGCAGUCGUCUGUUUUCCUGCAUAUUGUAUAUAUCUGUAUAUGUUUUAUUGAGUAACUAAAUAACAAUAAAUAUGACGUUAAAGGUG
Hippoglossus stenolepis (Pacific halibut) is the source of this 6137-nucleotide messenger RNA. It is a transcript of the gene mn1b, whose product is annotated as meningioma 1b. Lineage: Eukaryota; Metazoa; Chordata; Actinopteri; Pleuronectiformes; Pleuronectidae. The transcript has 2 exons. The coding region runs from base 1051 to 4851 and encodes 1266 amino acids. The record is from RefSeq and is a predicted model, not a curated record. Gene Ontology annotation, biological process: regulation of DNA-templated transcription.